AUGUUUCCCGAGUUGCUUAUCGUUCUGUUCGCGGCCCUGGCCAGGGCCGGCCUCAAGGACUUGGCCUGUUGCGAUCCCCUCCGCAAGGACAUGCACUGUCCGCCGGAUCUGGCCUUUGCGGGCAACGCCUCCUUCGACUUUAUCAAAACGGGCCCCGGCGACGAGUUUGGCGACUUUUGGGCCGUAGACAACGCCACUCUGCACCACCACGGCCUCGACCAUGACACGAACGAGCACGGCCUGGCCGUGGAUGUUGGAAAGCCCGGAGACGCACCCACGCUCGUGAGCCAGAGGUACCUCUUCUUCGGAAAAGUCAGCGUCACGCUCAAAGCAGCCAAGGGCGUCGGCGUCAUCACCACUUUUGCCUUGAAGUCGGACUCGGGCGACGAGAUCGAUUGGGAACUCCUCGGUGCUUACGACAACCAGGCGGCGACCAACUACUUUCACGACGGCAAAGCCGUCUACAACACGUACAACGACACGUACACGCUCGACACGUCGUCGUUUGACGCGUUCCACACAUACACGAUCGAGUGGACGGACCAGGUGCUCGUCUUCUCCAUCGACGGCACGCCGCGGCGGACCUGGCGCGCCGGCGAGGGCAUGUCGCCCGGCAUCUGGCCGCAGACGCCCGUGCAGGUCAGGCUCGGCGUGUGGGCGGUGGACACGGGCUCGGAGCGCGGGGAGGUGUCGUGGGCGGGGCGGCGUGCCGGACUGGACCGGCGAGGGCCCCUUCACGGCCGUGUUCCAGUCCGUGGCCGUCGAGGACUAUACAAGCUGGUGCGACGAGCGGCAUGA
Purpureocillium takamizusanense is the source of this 798-nucleotide messenger RNA. RefSeq lists its product as uncharacterized. The record is from RefSeq and is a predicted model, not a curated record. Gene Ontology annotation, molecular function: hydrolase activity, hydrolyzing O-glycosyl compounds. Gene Ontology annotation, biological process: carbohydrate metabolic process. The transcript has 3 exons. Lineage: Eukaryota; Fungi; Ascomycota; Sordariomycetes; Hypocreales; Ophiocordycipitaceae. The coding region runs from base 1 to 798 and encodes 265 amino acids.